AUGUCGACCGCUUCAUCGUGUACGCCUGCUCUGAAUGGCGGGCUUGGACUGCCUCCAUACACUUCUUCUCCGCUCAAAAGAACUGCAUCACCAUUCACGGAUCCAAGAACGCCUCCCUGUUCGCCGAAAAACACGGAGCAAAUCUGGGAUGAAUACGAACGAUGCGCAAGGGAAAGAUCUAAAUCAAGGAAAGCAUCCUUUUCGAGUUUGCAUCUGAGAGCCUUGGAGUCGCAAAGAUUCUCCAACGGCACGGUCCUGGAUAUCAUCAAAAGUUACGACCCAUAUUCCUCACCAAAAGCUCCAGCCUCAUCGCCUUCCUCCUCAGUCGCGCCAAGCCCUCGGAUAGAAGCCCCUCCGUCUUUCUCUCAGCGGAAGAACACGCUGCAAGGAACGUCACUUAGCAGGACUGUGUGCGAAGCAUGCGAGAAUUCAGCCAUUUCACCUUCAACAAUAUGCGAAGACUGCAAGCCGAAGACAAUCGCCCCGACUUCUAUACUACAUAUCGAGGACGUCCCAAGCCAAUUGAAUACAGAGCAGCUUACUUCUAGUGCUGCCUAUGUGAGCAAACGUCAAAAACACCAUACUCCUAGCAACUCUCGAAGUAGUGAAGCGUCAACUUCGAAAUCCAUCCAAACGUCCCAGAAACGCUCUGCUAAGACUAAUCAAUGUACGCUUCCGAUUCGGCUUUCAUCGCUCGACCAUUCCCGGACGCACGAUCGGUCAUCUGAACCUCCAGUACUCCAUCAAGAUCUUCCAUCUUCGAAGAUAUCAACUCCAGCCCCUCGUAUCCCGCGAAAGCCCGUCCCACAGCCCACUACUCCCGUCGGCUGUUCCUUCCCGCUGUUAUCGCCUACAUUCAACCAUAGUAGCAUCACCUCUCCGCCCCCGUCUACACCCCCAAGCACUGCAUCCUCGCGCCACAGCCCAAACAGCUUGCUCGCAUCAUCGCCGGAGUAUCACCUCUCCCUCUAUCCGUCUACUCCCACCACCGUCUGCACAACCCGAAUGUCCACUUCUGCGAGUACGCCGCUUCACCGUGCGAGCUACAGCUUACAGAACACAGUAAGCGUGUGGGAAGAUGACGAUGACGAAAAAUUCGGCUUGGUGGACUAUUUGCGGCGGGGAUGGAGAGGCAGUCGAUCGAGCUUCGGGUUCGUGGGGAGGAGGGAGAGUGGCAGCACUACCGGAGCGGGGGUAGAUGUGAUCUUGGAGAGGGAGGUCGAUGGGAAAAUGAGGCAAAGAGGGCGGUGGCGGAAGUGGACGAGGUGCGGGUGCUUUGGAUGCAAGGAUGAUUGA
Messenger RNA from Mytilinidion resinicola, 1296 nucleotides. RefSeq lists its product as uncharacterized. The coding region runs from base 1 to 1296 and encodes 431 amino acids. The transcript has a single exon. The record is from RefSeq and is a predicted model, not a curated record. NCBI's taxonomy places the organism in Eukaryota, Fungi, Ascomycota, Dothideomycetes, Mytilinidiales, Mytilinidiaceae.